Messenger RNA from Sinocyclocheilus anshuiensis, 1245 nucleotides. RefSeq names its product chromosome unknown CXorf58 homolog (gene cunhxorf58). The record is from RefSeq and is a predicted model, not a curated record. The coding region runs from base 19 to 822 and encodes 267 amino acids. Lineage: Eukaryota; Metazoa; Chordata; Actinopteri; Cypriniformes; Cyprinidae. The transcript is spliced from 7 exons.
CGGCUCUUCAGGCUCCUGAUGAACACUGUACGCUCAGCGGAACAGUGUCUGGCAUCAGCAGUUCUGCGUCAGCUCAGUCCCAGAGAAGCUGAACUGCUGAAAGACCUCAGUCUGAAGUGCAAGAUCAGAUUCAGGUUUGCAGGUCCUCAGUUUCCACCUUCACUUGUCUUCAAAAUUUUCCACACUGGAGGAGGAGGACACUAUCUGUCUGGCAAAAAAGUCUUUUCUCCCUCCAACCAGGCCACAGCAGACACCUGCAGAAUGAUGGGAAACAGAGCAUUUAUGGAUCUCAUUUCAAUGGAUGAGUUUCACAGAGCCACCAUUGAACCGCAAGAUGUGAUUUGCAUGAGAGAUUAUAUGCAGUAUUCCAGCCACCUGGAUGAGCUUCCAGCAUGUGUAGGAGGAAGGGAAAACGGAUGGAGGUUCCUGUCUCUGAAGGUGCUGUCCCGGGACGUCAUGCUCAGAGAGGGUGUGAAGCCAGGAACAAGAGGCAGGUUGAAGACGGUAUUGCCGUUUAGACGUCUCGCCCGCUCUCAUUUUGCUGGACAGCAGCUCUCACACAGAGGUUCCCGGGUCUCUACACGACAAUCUGCCUGUGCUCAAAACACUGCGGCUCGCAAGAGACGCCUCUACGGCCUGAGUGAGGCUGAAAGAUUUGCUGAGAAAGUGGACAUCAAGAUCGUUCUGCCAUCAGUCGAGACGGAAGACUACAACUCAUCCGAGUCUGAAUGGGAGGAAGAGGCUGAGAAACUGUGCAACUGGUCAAAACAACUGAACAUAGAUGCUUUAGAAACACCUGCAUUCAUUCAGAUGGAGAAAUAACAUUUUACACUAGGAGAUGCACUGAUUUAGGUUUGAUUUUCAGUAAAUACUACAACCUAGUGCAUUAUUCUGAGAUGCUUUAAUUGAAAAUUAAUGUUACCUGUGCAACUGGUCAAAACCAACUGGAUAUCGAUGCUGUUGAAACACCUGAGCUCGUGUAAAUGGAGAAACAAUGUUUUAUAGUUGUAGAGGUCCGGAUUAAUGUCAACACAUGGUGACAGUAUUUGAACAUUUUGGCUCUUGCUUUAUCCCACUUCUCAUGCAUGCACUCUCUAAAGACUGUACUGUACAGUAGUAAUUUACUGCAAAUUUUUAAUUCUCAUGAAAUAUAUACACCACGUGCAUCGAGUUGCAUCCAAGCAUGACCAGAAGAUGUAUUGCAUCAUUCAAACCUUAUGCACAACUGUUUGUGUGUUGCCUUAA